Molecule: messenger RNA, 1249 nt
Organism: Drosophila pseudoobscura
Lineage: Eukaryota; Metazoa; Arthropoda; Insecta; Diptera; Drosophilidae
Product: spore coat protein SP96
Exons: 2
Coding region: 51-1043 (330 amino acids)
Cellular component (GO): extracellular region
Molecular function (GO): chitin binding
Source: RefSeq, a predicted model, not a curated record
GACAUCAGUAGCAACAAAAAUUCCAUUUGGAGUACAAUAACCAUCCAGAAAUGUCAUUUAUUCUCCACUUCCUGCUCGGCUGCUGUCUGCUCGCCUCGGCCAGGGCCACGUGCAACGUCUGCAAUGCUGUCAACAACCUGACCUGCUACUCCCUCAACCAGACACAGGCCUGUGAUGCGAAUAAUUUGCCCACCGGCUUGCCAUUCAGCUGCCCCACCGAUUAUGUGUGUGUUAGCGGGGCCAACGGAGUGAUCUGCGAGCCAGAGGCCAGUGCGGCCAGCCAGGCGGACUGCCAGGAGUGCAACAUGUGCGACACAACCAACACCUUUGCCUGUACAGGCACCAGCAGCUUUGCCCUCUGCCUGGGCACCGACACGUUGCAGGAUUCAGUCGGAACCUGUGCCGACGGCUAUGUGUGUAAUAUCAAUGCCACACAGAUAUGUGAUCUGCCCGCGGAUGGGAUAAUGCCCACGUGUUCAUAUGCCGAUGAUUCAACUGACAGCAGCACCACCAGUCCUCCUCCAACGACGACGGCACCUUCCACCAGCAACCCAACUACAUAUUGUGCCGCCGUGCAGGCCGAGGGAAGGUUUUCAGUAGGCACUGAUGCCUACACGACCUGUCGCCAGUAUAUCUUGUGCAGCUUGGUCAGCGGCAGUUGGGAGGGUCAGACCUAUACAUGCCCGGGCAGUUUGUACUUCAGCAGCGCUACCAACCUGUGUGUCGCCGCAAUGCCGUCGACCUGCUCGACCAGCGUCAGCUCCACAACCUCAACGACAGCGGCCCCAACAACGAGCAAUCCUGCUGCCUAUUGUGCGGCCAUGAUGUCGCAGGGAUACUAUCCCGUGGGCACAGAUCCCAGUACCACAUGCCAUCAGUAUAUCUACUGCUUUCUGCUGAGUGGCACCUGGAGUGGAGAGAUGUACACCUGUCCGGGCAGUCUGUACUACAACAGUUCCAGCAAGAUCUGUGCGAGUGCCCUGCCCUCGACCUGCUCCGCCACAGUAGCUAGCCUGACCCUCAAUGGCGUGGCUUUAGAGUAAGUACAGGCUACACAGAGGAUAUUUGAUAGUUUAUUAAAGACAAGUAGCAGGCUUCAUGUAUGAGCACUUCUGCAUCUCUGCUUCGAAAUAGGAGUCCGUCGGGCAAUCGUAUUCCUUGGCUUGAACAACAAUGCUAUUUUUAAUGUAGCAACUGAUGUAGCUAUAAAUAUAAGAUUAACAAUUAAAAAUACGUGUGGAAAAUAUUA